Molecule: messenger RNA, 1515 nt
Organism: Danaus plexippus (monarch butterfly)
Lineage: Eukaryota; Metazoa; Arthropoda; Insecta; Lepidoptera; Nymphalidae
Exons: 4
Coding region: 590-1144 (184 amino acids)
Source: RefSeq, a predicted model, not a curated record
CGCGCCCAUAAAUACUUAGUAAUCCAUUCAUUAUAAUGAAACGUAACUUUGAAAAAUAAAUAGUUUUGAUAACUUAAAUGUAUUAUAAGUUUUCAUAAAAACUUUUUGGUACGUCUGCCUUAAGACCGUUGGCAACAAACGUUUGGAUGUUAAAAAUAUACAAAAAAAUAAUAAUAAUCAGAGCGUACUAAAAGAAACAAAAAAAAAAAGGUGAGAAACUCAUAAACUUUUACGAACCUAUACUGGAAAAUAUUACAAUUCAAUACAUCAAAACUUAUAUCUAAGUAAUUUAUCCCAAUUGUGUUUGUUAGGGUUUGUAAACUGCGCAUGUCCUGAACACUGUUGCUGUCAGUUCAACGUGAACCUUCACUGGAACAAUACUUCGGUGGAUACGGGAAAGUAGCCAAAUAUCUUCUUAUUAUCGUGUGCUUUAAAAUAAUAUAAAUUAAACCGUAUCAGUAUUUAACGAAAAGUGGCCAAAGAAGUUAUUAUAGUUUAAAUCGUUGACUUUUCUUCUCAUUUUCAUUGAAGUGUUUUGACUUUUGUAUUCGCGGUUUGUUUAUUAGAGUAUAAUAUUUUUUUUAUCAUAAUGUGGUGGAUCUUGCGUCGGGCGCGAAUUACUGGCGCUUCCUUUUUCAGUCAGGGUUCAGGAACAGCCAACAACAACAGCGUCAAAACAGAAACACGUCCACAACGCAAAGAUUACAAUCAGCUGUCAUCAAAUGAGAAGCUUGACAACAGACAAAUAGAGGAUAUUCACAUUGAAGAGGCGGACGUGGAUUCAGACGCCAGCAGCACAGACUUGGACGAGCGAGACACACGCGGCGUCUGCCCUCCCUGUGCGCAUGAUCGAUAUAACAACAACAUCCGACGGCACACCCAUGAAGAAUACAGCGAUGACACUGAUUAUGACGAAGCCCUGACCUGCAACGUGUGCGACCGAUCCUUCUCGACACGACGAGCGCUGGGCGAUCACCAACAGAAGAAACGACAUUUCGGUUGCAGCGCGUGCGACAGCCUGUUCCCGUCGCUGAUGGCGCUGGAGCACCACAAGGAGGAGUUCUCCCACUGGAGCGACUCGUGCUACUCCAGCUCCGACUCCGAGCCGGACGACUGCCACGAGGACCGCCACCGGCUGCUAUAAUACCACCUCAUUAUUGCCGGGAACAGACCACGCCACUUGGGCACCUUCGUCUAGGCGCGUGAUCACGUGGAUUCCUUCAUAUCCCUCACUUCUACAUUGUAAUUGCUUUAUAGUCUCGGCGACGCUCAGGGCGCUCUGUCAUGUGUUUUGUUACAGAGACGGUAUUUCGAGUUAGUUACUAAACGGAUGCCAAAAUGCCAAAACCGUUUAUUCGUAGUUUAAGUGGUAGCUGUAAGUAGGAUAUGUAAAUAUAUUGACUUAGCUCUGGGAGUUGACAUCUUUUGUAUGGUGUCGAGACUAAGUACUGUGUUUAUCUUAUAUGAAUGUUCUAUCAUUCGCUCACGAGGACAGUAUUAAAGACAUAUCUGCCA